UUUGCCAAACAUAGUUUUUUUCUAAGAGAGAGAAAAAACUUAAGAAAGAGAAAGUACUAAAACUACUCUUUCUUUUAAGCUUUUUUCCUUUUUUUUUAGCUUGUUCUCCACAUCAUAAUUUGGAUAUUUUCUACAUACAGAAUUGUAGCAUUUUGAGAUAGGAAGGAACAAGACUAGGUAAAAGUUGGACUUUUUUCUUGAUCAUCUGAUCUGAUAUUCUUGAUUCUUGAAUUUUUAUUUGAUUCAAUUUCAAUGGGAGAAGAUCAAGAAAUACUGAAACAUGUAUGCAAAUUCUGCAACAAAAGUUUCAAUAGUGGUAGAUCAUUAGGUGGUCAUAUGAGGUCUCAUAUGAUUAAUUCAACUGAUGGAAAUAUUACAAGAAAAAUGCUUCCAAAUUUAGAUAUGAGCACUGAAGCAGGUAAUCAAAGUGUUAAUUAUGUGCUGAGGGAAAAUCCCAAGAAAACUUCAAAAUUUACUGGGUCAAGUGAAGAAGAUACUUUGCUUCAAAAUCAGAAGAACAAAAUAUGCAAAGAAUGUGGCAAAAGUUUCCAAUCUUGGAAAGCUUUAUUUGGCCAUAUGAAGUGUCACUCAGAGAGAAUCUCAUCAAUAAACAACAGUGUUGAACAAGAUUCUUGGAACAGUGCUAAUACUAAUCAGAAACAAGUUAUGGAUAGUCAAUCUGAUACUGAAACAGCAACACCAAAUAAGAAGAAGAGAUCAUCAAGAAAGAUGAAAAGGUACAUGGCUACUACAACUUCCUCUUCUUUAACUAUUGCUUAUAAUGCUUCUCCUUGUAUCUCUGAGAUUGAACAUGAUCAAUUACAAGAGGAAGUUGCUAUGAGUUUGAUCUUACUUUCAAAAGAUAUGGGAAAUUGGGUUGGUCAAAAUCAUGUCAUUGAGUGUUCUGAUAACAAUUAUCAACCCCAUCAAAAUGAUAAAGAUGGUGAAUUGGUCAAGCUGAAAAUGGUCAAAAAUGGGAAAACAGAACAAGGUGAGAGCUCCAAGUCAAAUGGUCAAAAAAGGGACAAAUCACAAGUUCCAACUGAUGAUGAGAAAAAGAAGAAGAUUAAAGUAGACAAUGAAAACAGAUUUGUUAAAGAGUCUGAAGUUGAAUUUGCUAUUAAGUUAGUCAAAGGGAGUGAUUUUACUGAGGAUUUCAAUUCCAAGAAGAAAAAAUUUGAGUGUACUAUUUGCAAUAAGAAUUUCCAUUCCUACCAAGCACUAGGAGGUCAUAGGGCAAGCCACAAAAAUAUUGAAAAUAAAGGUGUUGAUCAUAUCAAACUCAUCAAAAACUGCAGCAGUGAAAGUGCAAUAAAUGAAAAGAUUGAGACUAAUUCUGGAUCCAAGAAGUUAAAGAAUCAUGAGUGUCCAAUUUGUUUCAAGAUUUUCUCAUCAGGUCAAGCUUUAGGUGGUCAUAAGAGAUCCCAUUUGAUUGCUGAUGCUAAAAGACACAAUAACCAAGCAGUUGAAAUAGUACAGAAACCAGUACCAGAAAUCAGAAAUUUCUUGGAUCUAAAUCUGCCUGCUCCUGUUGAAGAAGAGAACAUGUUUGAUUCUAGCAGUGAGAAUAUUGGUUUCCAGCAAUGGUGGAUGGAAAACAGUCACAAACAUGAGCAGCUACUUGGCCUUAUUUCUAAUUAAUCAUUGGGAAUUUCAUCUAAGGUUCACAAGUGUACAGAUUCAUUGAUUCUUUACAUGAUUGAAGUGUUUAAAUUCUCAAUAGUAACUUAGUGGUGGCAAUAUUCAACCCAAAUUUGUUAAUCUGCCGCAACAACAACUGCAACUCCAAUAAAUUCCACCGGGUUUGGAAAGGGUAGGACGUACAUCGUCUUAUCCCUACCCUGAAAGAGCAGAGAAAUCUUAUCCCUACCCUGAAAGAGCAGAGAAGCUCUUUCCGAUAGACCCUCUUGAUACUUAUUCAACCAGCCCAUUUAACAAACUCCAUUUUGCUCAUUGAACAAGUCCCCCUCCCCCGGGGGGGCUCAAUUCUAUUAUCUUUUACCAAUUUUAAUUAGGGAAUGAAAAUUCAUAUGUACAAGAUGUAAGCUUCUUUUUCUAUAUUGGAUUCUUUUUUGUAUACAUUCUAGCUUCAUCUUGAGCUAGACUUAAUUGUAAUGAAGAGUAAUUUUUUUAAUGAUGUGAUAAUCUUUUCUUGAAAUUGAAGGGGAAUUGAGUGA
This is a messenger RNA of Nicotiana tabacum (common tobacco), 2177 nucleotides long. RefSeq lists its product as uncharacterized. NCBI's taxonomy places the organism in Eukaryota, Viridiplantae, Streptophyta, Magnoliopsida, Solanales, Solanaceae. The record is from RefSeq and is a predicted model, not a curated record.